This is a messenger RNA of Suillus discolor, 573 nucleotides long. RefSeq lists its product as uncharacterized. The record is from RefSeq and is a predicted model, not a curated record. The transcript is spliced from 4 exons. Bases 219 to 437 code for a protein of 72 amino acids. Lineage: Eukaryota; Fungi; Basidiomycota; Agaricomycetes; Boletales; Suillaceae.
GGAACCACCUGAUCACCCGGUGUUUUUAUAUAUGGGACAAGGUCCCAAUGUGGAGCAGGAGCAGUGAUGUCAUGUAAUGAUCAUUCUCCAGCUGGUUCUAUACGUCAUUUGGCCAGAGUUUAUAUAAAGCACGAAGCCAAAGACAGGUAGAAUCCAAUAUCUUUCAAUCCAACUUACUUGCAAGUGGAUCAUACCUCAAAUAAUAUUGAUUAUUCAUCAUGGGCUCAAUCAUCUCAGCUAUUGGCGGUGGAAUCAGCGCCAUCAUAUUUGCCAUUGCAGAUGUUUUAAUGAUCAUCGUUGGGGCUGUCACGACUGUUAUUGUCACAAUAUUUGACGUCAUUCUCGAUAUCUUGUGUUGUAGAUGCUGCGGCUCACGUCGCUCAGGCAGACGCACAGGUCGACGUGGGCGCAACAGUGGGCGCAGCGGCGCAUAUUAGGAGAACGCUAGAUGUUGUUGCAUUUUACCCUGGGUCUGCAAAAGCUAUUUGCAUACACGCUUGACUGUGUUCCUGUUAUUAAUCUAUCCAUCUGUCCUAAUUCUCAUGCUAUUCCGUUGGCACUUUGUUUGAAAUU